Plasmodium inui San Antonio 1 is the source of this 4887-nucleotide messenger RNA. RefSeq lists its product as hypothetical. The coding region runs from base 1 to 4887 and encodes 1628 amino acids. The record is from RefSeq and is a predicted model, not a curated record. Lineage: Eukaryota; Apicomplexa; Aconoidasida; Haemosporida; Plasmodiidae. The transcript has a single exon.
AUGGAGAACUACGAGUCUCCCUCCGAAGUUUUAAAGAAAAAGGGAAAAAUCGAGCAAGGAGACAAGGUAAAGGAGAAAAAAGACAAACUAAAAUUCAUCGACAUAUUUAACGACAGCAAUGACGCAGAGAAGAGUGAUAAUAAAAUUGAGAAAUUUUUGAAAAAAAAAAAAAUAACUGAAAGUAGAAGGAAGGCAAAGAAUAAAAACGUGUAUCUUUUGGAAGGCCCACCAAAUGUGUACGCCACCGAUUUGGUGAGCUCCAGUUUUGCCAGUUCCAGUGUGGCCAACUCUGGUACCCCCGACGUAGAGAAAAACAUCCCUGGGACGAACAGCAUCCAGCGAAGCACAAAUCUGCUGAACAAUUUAAGCAUUUUUGCCAAUGAAGGAGAGCAGAAUCAUGGCUAUCUCGUUAAUGAGAUUUAUCGGCUGAAAGCCGAAGUGGAAGAAGAGAAACAAAAAGGGUGCCGGACAAAUGAGGAGACAAAACUGUUGAAGGAAAAAAAUGACAUACUCAGUAAGAGCAUCAGUGAUAUGAAGAUCGAAAUGGAAAAACUCCAAAAUAUUUACGACGAGGAAGUUGUCAAAAUAAAAGAGUCGUACGAAAGGCGCCUGCUAAUUUUUCAGACCGAACUGGAGGAAAAGGAAAAUUAUUUUAAGAAGCAGAAGGAGGCCCAUCGAGAGGAAUUCGAGUCUCAACUGGAGGAGUACAAGACUAUGUACCACAAUGAGAAAAGAAAAAGUCAAGACAGGGAAAGACUCAUCGAGGAGGCAGCCAUCGAACGGGAUAGACUCACCAAAGAGGCUGCCAUCGAACGGGAUAGACUCAGCAAAGCGGCUGACGCUGAAUUAGAACAUCUCCAAAACCGUGUAACCCAAAUGAGCGAACGGGAAAAAGACCUAACACAGUGCCUGAAUGAAGAGAAGGAAAAAAGUGAAGAAAUCAAAACGCAAGCAGAGAAGUACAAACAGGAAGCAGAGAAAUACAAAGAGGAAGCAGAGAAGUACAAACAGGAAGCAGAGAAAUACAAAGAGGAAGCAGAGAAAUACAAACAGCAAGUUCUCAAUCUGAACGAAAUAAUUAGCAAAAAAAAUGAAAACAUUAAAAAUAUGGUUAAUGAUAUCCUUUUGGUGAAAAAUGUAUAUGACGAGCUAGCCAAGGAGAAGGAACUGAACGAAUUAGGAAAAAAGAAACUCGUCAAAAAAAUCGAUACGUACGAGAAGGAUUUGCAUUAUUUAAAAAACAACAUGGAAGGAUACAGAGUGAACAAUGAUAAGUUGAGGAAGUGCAACCAGGAAUUGAAUGAGCGAGCGAGGAAAUUGGAAUGUCAGAUUCGUAGUCUUCAGAACGAAAAUGAAUUUUUAAAGAAAGAAAAUCUUCUUUUUAACAAAAAGUUUCUGAAUGUAAAAAGGGAGAAAAAGAUAGAGCAGCUGAACUACUUCUCCGACUCGACGGAUGUCAAGGAUGAGGAGCCUAGUGCGGACAGUAGUGGGGAGGGAAACAACUCGUUAGUGUCUCGCAAAGAUGACGUGCAAGUCAAAGAAGUGAAGUUGAUGGGACAAGCCAACGAGAUAAGAAAAGUGAAACAUGCGAGUGGUGAACACAGCGCUGACGAAGACAAGUGUACCAAGCGGAAGAAGAAAAAAAACAAGAAAAAUGUUUUAAAGAAGAAAAAAAAAAAUUUUGCAAAAGUUGUAAAAAGGGGCGAGAAAGGGGCAGGUAGAAGUGAUAGUAGUGGCGAUGGUGACAGCGACGGUGAUAGUGACCAUUGCGGUGAGGACGGGGAAGGCGCCUCCUCCAUCGGGGAGGAUCGCCCCGUAGAACCAACGUGCGCGCUGAGCCUGCUGACGACAACCGGUCGCGGAAAACGGAAAGACGCCCGGGGGAAGAAAAAGGGCAGCAUCAGUGGAACCCCAAGAGGAAAAAACGAAUCAGGCGAAUCAGGUGAAGCAAGCGAAUCAGACAAGUCAGAUGCAGGAGGCGAAUUGAACGAAUCAGACGAAGCAGGUGAAGCCAACCUCAGCACCCUAAGCCGAGUAGAAAGCAAACCCAACUCUGCAUGCUGUUCAGAAAAGGAAGUACACCUGUCCGAUAUGAGGCGCAGCAUAGGCAAUUUAGUAAUCGGAAAAAAACUGAAGGGAAAUACCAUCGGACCAAAUUACGAAGAAGUUGGAACUGCAGGCCGAUUCGAUAUGAUCUCUAAAUUUUUGCAGAACGGUUCAAAAGAUGAAAAGAAAAAAAAAAAAAAAAAAGAAAAAGAGAAAGAGAAAGAAAAAAGAACGUACGAUUAUAGUAAGACAAAUUUUAGUGCCACCAGUUUGGGCAGCUCCAAAAUGUUCAAUAAAGACCUAGGCAGUAACAGAUAUCUUUUCGAUCUGAAUCUCUACAGCUUAAAAAGGUAUAAUAUCUUCAGCUUCAGCAAUGGGGUAUUCCCCCAAAGUGGAGAAUACAAUUUGACGGACCUGGUGCGCAAGAAAAGGAGCUGUCCAGCGCGAAUGGGCCAUUUGGACGACGUGGACAAUUUGGACAAAAUGCCCAAUUUGCAUAUGAGUACAAACAACACUUGGCGCAGCCGAACGGAGGGGUUGUAUCGCGCGCUGAGGGAUUCCUCCUGCGGCGGAGCCAAUGGGGGGGAAGAGGCAGACAGUGUUGAAGCUUCUCCCCGCGCGAGAAUCCUCCAAGGAGGUGCCAACUCUGAAAAUCACACAAACGAUGACAUGGAGAGAAACAAAACAAUCGACUACUUCUUAUCUAACAUAAAAAAAGGAAAGAAACAUUCGAACGAAUUUGCGAUGAAGGGAACAACGACUCGUCUGCAAAAACUCCUCAGUGGACGUGACUCCUCUAGCGGGUCGUGCCAAAUGGGGAAAGGGCAGAUGGUAAGCAAGUUGCUGAGGAGGAAACAACCCGUCGAAUGCGAACAAAGCGAUCACCAUGGUAGUGCCGUGCACAGUGGCGGCAUCCACAGCGUAGGCGACACUACCGCUAACGAACUUGGGCGAUAUAGGAACCACCUCCGGGAAGAUCACCGCGACAUGCAGUCCUACCUCCUAAGCAAGUGCAAAGGAAAAAACAACAUAUACGGCUUGUUCAUCAUAAACGAACGUCUAAAGAGCAUCUACAAAAAUAUAGCAAACAAAAGAAAGUCAAUUAGCAACUUUCCAGUGAGUAUGCCAAAGAUUGAAAAUCAGAAACAGUUUAGUAGUUCCUUUGACAUCAUACAUAGGGGAAAGGUUCUUCCUGAGGUGGAGGAAAACACUUCCAUGGUGGUCCCCCUUGGGUGUAAAAAAAAUGCACACGAAAUGGUCCCUCCUUUUGAGCAUAGAGGAGGAGAGUCCAACGGAUUGAAUGCUGCUCUACAGAAGGGUCAAAUAAAGAGGGAACUUCCAUUGGGCGAUGAAACGAAGGGAACGAGUUUCACCUCCGCAAAUAGAUUAACAGAACAGACGCGUAGUGCAGGAAGUGCCUUUGUAGUCUCUGGAGAAGAUCCCCUUUCAACGGACGAGAAACAAAUGGGAAAAAAUCUCCUUUUGGAAAAUUCAAGAAAUAUGAACAGGGUAGGAAAAAAAGGGGAACCCAGUUACACACAGGAGGAAAAUGACGAGGAGGGAAUCUUUUUAAAAAAAAAAAAUUACCUCGGAGAGGGCCACUCUAUUUCGGUUAUGUUUGAUAAGAAUCAGCCAUCAACGGGGGGAUACCUCCCGUCAAAUGAGUCCCAUUCGAUAGUAGCAACAAACGGGGGAGAGACACACGUGCGUGGAGUGGAUGGUGAAACCCUCCGUUCCAUGGCAUGGCAUCCUUUGUACCAGGAGGGCAUGGAAAAAUGCGUUUCGUUCGUACAAGUGCGCAGGAAAGUGCGUCAGGAGGGACAGGACAAAGUUGGAAGAGGACCUGGGAGUGAGGGUCCUCCACCUCGAGAACGUCUGUCCUAUCGCGAUGGACCAGUUCAUCACGAUGGAUCGGCUCUUCACGCGAACGAACUAAGAGACAACGAAUUUGCAAACCACCUCAAUGGGAAGGAAGGCCGACCAAGAGGCAACCCACAACAAACAGGCAAAAAUGAGGAACACGAAUCAGUCAACAAGUUCGACUUAAAUGAUGUAUUUAAUUCCAAUUUUAACAACUUUUUAUUGUCCUAUAAGAGUAAAAAAAGGGAGAUCGCCGUAUCUCCCGCAUCUGCGGCUUCUCCCACGUCUCCCUCUCCUCCCGCUUCUUCGUCACCUUCCAGGAAUCGAAUUUUUGAAAUUUUAGAAACAAAAAACUCCCCAUAUGAUCACUCGAAGGAACGAAAUUGUAUAGACUCCUCGAGGGAAGACUCCUACUUCGAAGAUUACUUAAACGGUUUGAAGCAGAAGAGGAGUAGGGCUCGGGUGGGGGAAGACCCAAGAAGUGUGUACGUUCGCCGGGUUGAUAAAGAGGAGCAGCAAACCCGAUCCACGGAUAAACCUACACAGAGGGGAAGCAACAAAUGGGACCUAUUGGCCGAAACGGAGAAGUUCAUCAAACAAGAUUCUCCACAAAAUAGUAAUGGUGUGGAGGAUCCAAAUGCACGUAUGGAAAAUAAUGCCAACUCGGGGGGCCUUUUCGGGGGUGGAAGUGACUGUCCUGGGGAUUCCAACGGGGGAAAUAUUAAGAAAGAGAGUGAGCGGUUUCUAUUCAGCAGCAACUCCGUAAUGAACACUGGGUCGAACUCCAUCGGGGGGACGACGUAUAAAAAUGUUGUGAGGAGCCACAUCGAGAAUGCACACUUCACUAAUUUCGUUAAAAAUAAAAGGCAAAAGAAUAUCCUCCUGAGGAGAGGAGAUAGCAACUCUGGUCUUUGUCUGACCAAUCAAGAAUGUAAUACAUCAAAUAGGAGUGAUGAGCUGAAUUGGAAGAAGUCGCCAUGA